UUUAGAUAUAUAUAAAAUGUUGAGUUUAUUUGAAAUAUGAGAUGUUGAUUUACUUGAACACAUAUGACAUACUAGAUAUAUAUGAUAAUUUACAAUCAUUUAUUCAUUGUGUGAGAAGGAGAUGUUGAGAUUCUUGUAGAUUAAUACAUAUGAGAUGUUUAGAUGAACACAUAUGAAAUGUUGAGUGUUUACCAAUAUUUGAGAUGAACUCAUAUAUGUUUAUUGUUUGAAAUUUGUAAGGAUGGUUUGGCUUCUCGACGAUGUCUACGACACGAAACACCGGGCCUACAUGAUGCGCGAGAAGGAGAUGAAGCUUGAACCUUUGAAGAUUCGGUAUCACGGGGUCUCUGGUCCUGCCAUGCCUUACGAUGAGCGGUACACACCGUACAUCAAGCAGGCAGGACUACUCCCGUGGAUUCAGUUGGCUGAGGCUGAUGUAGAGGAGGGAGAAGAGAAGAAGAAGAGGGAAAGGAAAGCAGCCGGAGCUGCUUUCACGUGGAUUCAAACUCACUUUGCGACGUGCCCUCCGGAUGCCACUGAUGAUGUGAUCCAGACACAUGCUCGUGUCUACAUGCGGUAUGUUGUGUCGAGGUCUUUGUUUCCUGACUCCACUGGCAAGAACGCUCCAUGGAUGUGGCUGAAGGAGUUGACCGUCUUCCAUAGCAAAUGGAGCUGGGGUUCAGCGACUCUUGCCUACUUGUACCGACAGCUGGACGAUGCGUGUUGCAGGAUCACAGAUAGUGCAGGCAUUGGUGGUAAUAUGCUUCUACUUUCUGUAUGGAGCUGGGAGCGUCUGCUUGUUGGACGCCCGAAGAGCGUCAGGUUUAAUCCUUGGUAUGAAGAUGAAGAUGAUGAAUUACGGCGCCCCACUUGGGCUUACAAGUGGGAUGUGGUUUCCGAGAUGACGAACGAUAUCAAUCUCAUGUACCAGAAGUACGUUGCCGAGUUGGACACGAUUUUUUUUGAAGGUUGGACAUUUGGUCUGUUCCAACCUCACCCGCCGGAAUGGGUGGAUACGGACAAAGCACUUCAUAGUAACUACAUACGAUGGCUUCUUGAAAAUACUCGAGUUGAGAUAUGCCCGCCGGCAUAUAAUGAGGAUAUUCUUGAAGAACCCGUGAACUUUGAGGAUCUAUCAAAGGGGAAGUACAACAGAGAUGUCAGGGUAGGGCAAGGAGUCCCUGCUGUUCCGGUGAUUAACUAUGUGCGCACCGAGAUCAAGAAAGCAGCUGAUGAGAGCCAGUCUAUUCUGGAGAACACACCGGUUGGAAAAGGCAAUGAUGAUGGUUCACUACGAGCAUUCCUCAAGCGUUAGGCCAGGAAGUUAAGGCGGUUAUCGAAUCUUCUCGGUUGCCGUGAUCCCGAAUUUGAUGAACCAUCUGCCUCCAGGUCUGGUACACCAUCAGACCCCUCAUCUCACCAUCAGGGGGACGAUGUGAGUUCCUCAUAUGCUUAUCUGGAUGAUGAGGGUGCGGUCACCCAAGAGGGCCAUGACAUUGAUGAUGACAUGACUUUGGCGGACGCUCAACUUCGGUCCCCAUAUGUGUUCAAGCCUAGGCAGCCCAGACGCCGGUACAUGCCCAACGACUUUGACAA
Aegilops tauschii subsp. strangulata is the source of this 1596-nucleotide messenger RNA. Lineage: Eukaryota; Viridiplantae; Streptophyta; Magnoliopsida; Poales; Poaceae. The record is from RefSeq and is a predicted model, not a curated record.